GUAAUAGGAUUGUGGCUGCUCUAUGGGGCGUGGCCAUGGUCUCCAGGCAGGCGACUGGGGCUUAGCAACUCUGACCACCCGCCUGCUGGGAAGCCGGAGCCCCCAGUCCAGCCCACACCCUGUGUCCCUGGGGAAGCCUCAGGUACAUGGAAUGGUGCUGUGCUCCAGGCCAGCAGGCCGGGCUCAACAUGGUGCUGGGGGCCAUCUUGGCACGAGGGAAGGAUGUGUGCCGACGCAAUGGGCUGCUCAUCCUGUCAGUGCUGUCUGUCAUCGUGGGCUGCCUCCUCGGCUUCUUCCUGCGGACCCGGCGCCUCUCACCCCAGGAAAUUAGUUACCUGCAGUUUCCUGGGGAGCUCUUAAUGAGGAUGUUGAAGAUGCUGAUAUUGCCAUUGGUGGUGUCCAGCUUAAUGUCAGGCCUCGCUUCUCUGGAUGCCAAGACUUCCAGCCGCCUGGGUAUCCUGACCGUGGCUUACUACCUGUGGACCACUUUCCUGGCCGUCGUCGUGGGCAUCAUCAUGGUAUCCAUCAUCCAUCCUGGGGGUGCAGCCCAGAAGGAGACCACAGAGCAGAGCGGGAAGCCGGUCAUGAGCUCGGCCGAUGCCCUGCUGGACCUCAUCCGAAACAUGUUCCCGGCCAACCUGGUGGAAGCCACAUUCAAGCAGUACCGCACCAAGACCACCCCGGUUGUCAAGUCCCCCAGAGUGGUCCCGGAGGAGGCCCCUGCUAGGCGGAUCCUCAUCUACGGGGUCCAGGAAGAGAACGGCUCCCGCGUGCAAAACUUUGCCCUGGACUUGACCCCGCCGCCCGAGGUGGUCUACAAGUCAGAGCCUGGCACCAGCGAUGGCAUGAAUGUGCUGGGCAUCGUCAUCUUCUCGGCCACUAUGGGCAUCAUGCUGGGCCGCAUGGGUGACAGCGGGGCCCCCCUGGUCAGCUUCUGCCAGUGCCUCAACGAGUCUGUCAUGAAGAUCGUGGCCGUGGCUGGGUGGUACUUCCCCUUUGGCAUUGUGUUCCUCAUCGCGGGCAAGAUCCUGGAGAUGGACGACCCCAAGGCCGUGGGCAAGAAGCUGGGCUUCUACGCCGUGACGGUGGUGUGCGGGCUUGUGGUGCACGGGCUCUUCAUCCUGCCCCUGCUCUACUUCCUCGUCACCAGGAAGAACCCCAUUGUCUUCAUCCGCGGGAUCCUGCAGGCCCUUCUCAUCGCGCUGGCCACCUCCUCCAGCUCAGCCACACUGCCCAUCACCUUCAAGUGCCUGCUGGAAAACAAUCACAUUGACCGGCGCGUUGCCCGCUUCGUGCUGCCUGUGGGUGCCACCAUCAACAUGGACGGCACUGCGCUUUAUGAGGCUGUAGCCGCCAUCUUUAUAGCCCAGGUCAACAACUACGAGCUGGACUUCGGACAGAUCAUCACCAUCAGCAUCACAGCCACUGCGGCCAGCAUCGGGGCAGCUGGCAUCCCCCAGGCCGGGCUCGUCACCAUGGUCAUCGUACUGACCUCUGUGGGACUGCCUACCGAUGACAUUAACCUCAUCAUUGCCGUUGACUGGGCUCUGGACCGCUUCCGCACCAUGAUCAACGUGCUGGGUGAUGCGCUGGCUGCGGGAAUCAUGGCUCACAUCUGCCGCAAGGACUUCGCUCAGGACCCGGGCACUGAGAAACCGGGCCCCUGUGAGACCAAGCCAGUGAGCCUCCACGAAAUCGUGGCAACACAGCAGAAUGGCUGCGUCAAGAGCGUGGCCGAGGCCUCGGAGCUGACCCUGGGCCCUGCAUGCCCCCACCAUGUGCCUGUACAGGUGGAGCAGGAUGAGGAGCCAGCCACCACCAGCUUGGACCACUGCACCAUCGAGAUCAGCGAGCUUGAGACCAACGUCUGAGCCUGCAGGGCUGCAGGGGC
Molecule: messenger RNA, 1891 nt
Organism: Ochotona curzoniae (black-lipped pika)
Lineage: Eukaryota; Metazoa; Chordata; Mammalia; Lagomorpha; Ochotonidae
Gene: SLC1A7
Product: solute carrier family 1 member 7
Exons: 11
Coding region: 147-1871 (574 amino acids)
Biological process (GO): L-glutamate transmembrane transport
Cellular component (GO): plasma membrane
Molecular function (GO): neutral L-amino acid transmembrane transporter activity; L-glutamate transmembrane transporter activity; glutamate:sodium symporter activity
Source: RefSeq, a predicted model, not a curated record